Lachancea nothofagi CBS 11611 is the source of this 1086-nucleotide messenger RNA. The record is from the annotation of a GenBank genome assembly. NCBI's taxonomy places the organism in Eukaryota, Fungi, Ascomycota, Saccharomycetes, Saccharomycetales, Saccharomycetaceae.
AUGGCAUCUUUCGAAAUUAGUAUUUUAGGUGCUUCUGGUGGACCUCUUGAUGGAGGUAAUCAAGGAAUUUUACUGUCAGAGCCAGUUGGUGACCUGAACAAGAAGUACAUAUGUGUUGACGCAGGUUCUGGGCUGCGACAAAUCGCAAGUAUGAUGGCCCAGUGUCAUCUGAAUCCCGACAGCGUAAAGUCAAAUUGCUGGAACGAUCUGAUUGAAAGUUUGUAUGAGAAUCACGAAGAGCCUCUGCGCAGUUUUGUUGACCAGAAAUGUCUUAUUAUUCGUGGAUUAGGAAGUGGCAAUGGGCUUGCUACAGAUGAAACAAUCAUGAACGGUGCAUUGAGAGUCUUUAGCAAUAUUGAAGAGUACUACAUUACACAUCCACACUUAGAUCAUGUGGCUGCUCUAGCGAUUAAUUCGCCGGCAUGCAGUGACAGUGAAAAGACGAUCUGGGGACUUCGACCAACAGUAGAAGCGUUACACAAACAUAUUUUCAACGACGUGGUUUGGCCCAAUCUCUUUGCCCAAACAAAGAUGAAACUACGAAUGCAUUCACUCGAGGAAUAUCAAUCGCGCCCCGUGAAAUGUUUACCUCAUUGGUUUGUCACGCCGCUGCGAGUUAGUCAUGGCCUCACUGUAGAAAGCCGAUUACCAUGCACAAGUACAGUUUUUCUGAUACAAAACACAUCCACAGAGAAAGCUGUGGUGAUUUGUGGCGACUUAGAGUCUGAUGUUAUGUCUAAGAAGAGGCAUCUCGCAAAUGUGUGGAAGCACUUGCGCAAAACCGUGCCACUGGAAAACUUGAUGGGAAUAACCAUUGAAUGCUCAUGCUCAAAUGCUACAAAAGAUGAGCAUCUCUACGGCCAUAUGUCACCCAAUUAUCUUGUUCACGAGUUAAAAGAACUGAGCAGAGCUUAUGGCAGACCGCUAGACGGAUUGCAGGUUAUAAUUUUGCAUGUAAAGAUGUCACCAGGCGGCAGGGACCCGCGUCUGGUGAUUCUACAAGAAGUUAGACAGCUUGCAGCUGCGCAGGGUCUGGGAAAUGUGAAUUUCUCGAUUGCGUUGCAAGGAUAUACGUUUGUACUCUAG